AACCGAAGCACUAUAUAAACCAAUCAUCGCCGUCUCCUUCUGCCCUAAAUCUCUAAACCACCACCUGAAAAGUAAGAAAAUGGCGUCUCGUUGUCUCUGUUUCUCCAUUAUCUUCAUCUCUCUCUUCUUCUCUGCAAUGGCGGCUGAUAAUUAUGCCGACAAAUGCGUUUACACAUUCUACGUGAAGACAGGUUCAAUUCUGAAGGGCGGAACGGACUCCAAAAUCAGCGUGACAAUCAGCGAUGCAAGGGGCCAAUCGGUGGAGAUUUUGGAUCUAGAAGCGUGGGGGCUGAUGGAACAAGGCCACGACUAUUUCGAACGGGACAAGGUCGACAUAUUCAGUGGAAGGGGUGCGUGUGUCGAAGCGCCGAUGUGUCGACUGAACCUAACCUCCGACGGAUCGGGCUCGCACCACGGGUGGUACUGCGACUAUCUGGAGGUGACGUCGACGGGGCCGCACAGGGCAUGCUCCCAUAUGAAUAACGGAAGGCUGGUGGUGUCCAGUUCUAAAAGAUCUGCUUCCUGGUAG
Molecule: messenger RNA, 529 nt
Organism: Benincasa hispida (wax gourd)
Lineage: Eukaryota; Viridiplantae; Streptophyta; Magnoliopsida; Cucurbitales; Cucurbitaceae
Product: PLAT domain-containing protein 3-like
Molecular function (GO): protein binding
Source: RefSeq, a predicted model, not a curated record